GCUAUCAGACCCCACCAUCCCGCCGGUGACGUGAGACCCACAUAGCCCAUCUCCGACCCCGCGCCGGUGGUAAUCUUCGCCGGUGGAUUUAUCAUCCUCACAGAGUCGCGUCUACUUCAGUCUGUCUUAUAUACUGAUCCAGCCUUGAUAAUUCCUCGUAUUUAUUUCAGUCUUUCCUCGCAACCAUCCAAAUCGGUCUCUCCCCAAAACUCAUCGAAUCAUACAUCCCUUAUCUAACCCCAUCAACCAAACCAAGCAUAUAUCACCUACCCAUCUCUACACACCAUCAACACCACAGCCCAAAAUGAUGUCGGACCAAAUCGAGAAAGUCCUCACAACCUCCGCCCCAGCCCCCCUCCCCCAAUUCUCCCAAGCCGUAAAAUACAACGGCAUGGUCUACUGCUCCGGCAACAUCGGCAUCCUCCCCGACAAGCCAGGCAUGGUCCAAGCCGAAGGCACAGUCAAAGACCGCACCCGCCAGGCCCUCAAAAACCUCUCGGCCGUCCUCGAGGCCUCCGGAAGCGCCCUCCAAAACGUCGUCAAAGUCAACGUCUACAUUACAAAGAUGGCUGAUUUCGCCACCAUGAAUGAGGCGUAUGAUGAGUUUUUUACGUUUGAUCCCAAGCCUGCCCGCACGUGUGUUGCGGUAUACCAGCUGCCGCUGGGCACCGAUGUUGAGAUUGAGUGCACAGCUUUCCUGAACAAGCCGACUCAGAAGCUGUAAAUUCCUCAUAUUUCUGACUUGGAGACUGAUUUAAACUUGCAUUGAUGAGACGAAUAAUGGUAUUUUAAACUUCUGUGUUUAUGUAAUUGGCCUCGCAGUCAUGCCUUGGCUACAGUACUUUGCCCUCUCGAGGCAAGGCGUCCCGUCCCGUCCACGAAUCUAUAAGAAAAUCACGGUUUUCCCGCCCACUUGAGCAGCCUCAUGGGACUGCAUGCCCGUAACGCCGGGUAACAAAUAAAUUAGCUCCUCCCCCAUCAUAUCUUCAUCAAGACCCAGUGAAUUGACCUCUCACAUCGCACACCUUACUGCCGAUAUCUGGCCAGCUGUGCCAUAAUGUUCUGAACUUGGACUGCAGAAUCGCCGGUGCCAGUCGCAGGGGGGUGGCCGUUCGGGCCAUUUGAAGGU
Molecule: messenger RNA, 1129 nt
Organism: Colletotrichum phormii
Lineage: Eukaryota; Fungi; Ascomycota; Sordariomycetes; Glomerellales; Glomerellaceae
Product: endoribonuclease L-PSP
Exons: 2
Coding region: 305-724 (139 amino acids)
Cellular component (GO): cytosol; mitochondrion
Molecular function (GO): deaminase activity
Source: RefSeq, a predicted model, not a curated record